AUAUUGGAAGCUAAUCCAGAAUUACUGAAAAUUAAUGCUAAUGUGGUGGUGGCAAAAGAUAGUAGUGGCAAAUACAAGACUGUUAAACAAGCUAUUGCAUCGGCACCGGUUAAGAGCAAUAGUCGUUAUGUUAUAUACAUAAAGAAAGGAGAUUACAAGGAGAAUAUUGUGAUAGACAAAGAUAAGUGGAAUAUAAUGCUACUUGGUGAUGGCUUGGAGGAUACUAUUAUAACUGGCAACUUGAAUAAUGCUUCUGGAAUUGGAACCUAUGAGACGCCAACCGUUGCAAGUAACGCUGAUGGAUUUAUGGCACAAAAUAUGCGUAUCCGAAACACAGCAGGACCAAAGGGGGAACAAGCUGUGGCACUUCGUGUCACUGGGGACAGAUCCGUCAUCAACAAGUGCAAAAUAGAUGCCUAUCAAGACACACUCUACGUCCACAACCAACGCCAAUUCUACAAGGACUGUUACAUUACUGGAACUAUCGAUUUCAUCUUUGGUAAUGCAGCAGUGGUGUUUCAAAAGUGCUACAUCGUGGCUAGGAAGCCAUUGAGCGGACAACAAAACAUGGUAACAGCGCAACAAGGCAAGACGGAUAAGAACCAAAACACUGGAAUUUCAAUACAAAGUUGUAAUAUAACCCCAAGCCCAGACUUAAAACCUGUUAUCAAAGAUUUUAAGACAUUCUUGGGACGUCCAUGGAAGAAUUUCUCAACAUCGGUAUACAUGGAGUCUUACAUUGAUAACCAUAUUGAUCCAGCAGGGUGGGCCCCUUGGAUUGGUACAAUGUACUUGGAUACAUUGUACUUUGGUGAGUACAAGAACAAUGGGCCAGGUGCUGAUACUAGCAAAAGGGUAAACUGGAAGGGUUAUCAUGUUAUUACUAAAGCUUCUGAUGCCAUGAAAUUUACUGUGUCUCAAUUGCUUCAAGGAGGGUCUUGGAUUAAAGAUGCUGGAGUGUCCAUAUCUGGGCUUUCAACCUAGUGUAUAUUAUUGGUAUCUUAAUUUUACCGAGCACGAGUCCGUUUGAAUUAGCUGAUAAAAAGUAAGUGAAAUAUCAUCUACCGAAAAACACUUUUAGGUGUUGAAGCUAACUUUAUAGUAAAGAAAUAUGUGAUUGGAUAGAAGUGCUGAAAUUCAUAACAAUCUUAUAGUA
This is a messenger RNA of Capsicum annuum, 1156 nucleotides long. Its product is annotated as pectinesterase/pectinesterase inhibitor 18-like. The record is from RefSeq and is a predicted model, not a curated record. Gene Ontology annotation, molecular function: pectinesterase inhibitor activity; pectinesterase activity. Lineage: Eukaryota; Viridiplantae; Streptophyta; Magnoliopsida; Solanales; Solanaceae. Gene Ontology annotation, biological process: cell wall modification.